AGCCGGGAGAGGCGGCUCCGGGGCCGCAGGCGCAGGCCCGGGGCGACAGCCGAAACGCGGGGCGCGCCGGUCCGCGGCAGCUGCGGGAUCCAACAUGCGCCGCUCGGUCUGGCUGGCGCUGGCCGCGUCUCUCUUACACGUGUCCCUGCAAGGCGAGUUCCAGAGGAAGCUCUACAAAGACCUGGUCAAGAACUACAACCCAUUGGAGAGGCCCGUGGCCAACGACUCGCAGCCACUCACUGUCUACUUCUCACUGAGCCUCCUGCAGAUCAUGGACGUGGAUGAGAAGAACCAAGUUUUAACCACCAACAUUUGGCUGCAAAUGUCUUGGACAGAUCACUAUUUACAGUGGAAUAUGUCAGAAUAUCCGGGCGUGAAGAAUGUUCGUUUCCCAGAUGGCCAGAUUUGGAAGCCAGACAUUCUUCUCUAUAACAGUGCUGAUGAACGAUUUGAUGCCACGUUCCACACCAACGUGUUAGUGAAUUCUUCUGGACAUUGCCAGUACCUCCCUCCAGGCAUAUUCAAGAGCUCCUGCCAUAUUGACGUGCGCUGGUUCCCCUUUGAUGUGCAGCACUGCAAACUGAAAUUUGGGUCCUGGUCUUAUGGAGGGUGGUCCUUGGAUCUACAGAUGCAGGAGGCAGAUAUCAGCGGCUAUAUCCCAAAUGGAGAAUGGGACCUUGUGGGAGUCCUGGGCAAGCGGAGUGAGAAGUUCUAUGAGUGCUGCAAAGAGCCAUACCCGGACGUCACCUUCACGGUGACCAUCCGCCGCAGGACCCUCUACUACGGCCUCAACCUGCUCAUCCCCUGUGUGCUCAUCUCAGCCCUGGCCCUCCUCGUCUUCUUGCUCCCUGCAGACUCUGGGGAGAAAAUCUCCCUUGGAAUAACAGUUUUACUCUCUCUUACUGUCUUCAUGCUGCUGGUGGCUGAGAUCAUGCCUGCAACGUCCGACUCAGUGCCCUUGAUAGCCCAGUACUUCGCCAGCACAAUGAUCAUCGUUGGCCUCUCGGUGGUUGUCACAGUGAUUGUGCUGCAGUACCACCACCACGACCCCGACGGUGGCAAGAUGCCCAAGUGGACCAGAGUCAUCCUUUUGAACUGGUGCGCGUGGUUCCUGCGCAUGAAGAGGCCGGGGGAGGACAAGGUGCGCCCGGCCUGCCAGCACAAGCAGCGCCGCUGCAGCCUGGCCAGCGUGGAGAUGAGCGCGGUGGCGGGGCCGCCGGCCGCCAAUGGAAACCUGCUCUACAUCGGCUUCCGGGGGCUGGACGGCAUGCACUGCGCCCCCACCCCCGACUCGGGGGUCGUGUGCGGCCGCAUGGCCUGCUCUCCCACACAUGACGAGCACCUGCUGCACGGCGGACAGCCCUCCGAGGGGGACCCAGACCUGGCCAAGAUCCUGGAGGAGAUCCGCUACAUCGCCAACCGCUUCCGCUGCCAGGACGAGAGCGAGGUCAUCUGCAGCGAGUGGAAGUUCGCGGCCUGUGUGGUGGACCGCCUGUGCCUCAUGGCUUUCUCCGUCUUCACCAUCAUCUGCACCAUCGGCAUCCUGAUGUCGGCUCCAAACUUUGUCGAGGCUGUGUCCAAAGACUUCGCUUAACUUGGUUCUGGUUCCCAGCGUGUAGGAAAUGCAAAGAUAGGCGAUGUUGUUGGCUUGGAGAGAAUUUGGGGUGCUAAUCCUACAGCAGCAUUAAACGUGAGGAUGCCUAUGUACUCUUAGCACUGUCAGUGAUAUCGGUUACAGUUUCCUUGUUACUUUCUGUAAUAGGAUCUCAGCACGUUUUUGUUUAAUCUUCUCAGAUGAGCUACUUGAUAUCCUUGGGACAUCCUUGAGGGCAGCGGAACCACUGAGAGGUCAUUUUUCCCUUUCCCCACUGCCUGGUGAGCUCUUCAGAGAGGUCCGGGUAGCGCAGGACUGCCAGGGGAGGCCUGUACAGCUGGUUUGCUUGCCUGCAUGUCACUUGCCAUGAAGGCCUACAUGAAAAUGCAACAUAUGCUUUUGCCUGUGUACAAACCUAGAUUGAAACUAAUAAUAAUAAUAAACAAAACUCACUAAAUCCAUUCAAAUAAUUGACUAGUGAAAGGAAA
Messenger RNA from Ceratotherium simum simum (southern white rhinoceros), 2082 nucleotides. RefSeq names its product neuronal acetylcholine receptor subunit alpha-7. Gene Ontology annotation, biological process: monoatomic ion transmembrane transport. Gene Ontology annotation, molecular function: acetylcholine-gated monoatomic cation-selective channel activity; transmembrane signaling receptor activity. The record is from RefSeq and is a predicted model, not a curated record. Gene Ontology annotation, cellular component: postsynaptic membrane. NCBI's taxonomy places the organism in Eukaryota, Metazoa, Chordata, Mammalia, Perissodactyla, Rhinocerotidae.